Molecule: messenger RNA, 1261 nt
Organism: Guyanagaster necrorhizus
Lineage: Eukaryota; Fungi; Basidiomycota; Agaricomycetes; Agaricales; Physalacriaceae
Exons: 2
Coding region: 93-1175 (360 amino acids)
Source: RefSeq, a predicted model, not a curated record
ACGGCAGUGGUCAAAGUCAAUAGCCUGAAUUUCCAACGUCCUCUACCUCAUUCCACCUUCCAGCCUUCCUCAGAGCAAAGUCUUGAAUCACAAUGUCUUUCUUACUCAAGAAUUCCAUUUCCCAACCAGUGGAUCUCGACGAGACAGUCUUUGACUCUGGGGCAUCUAGAAUGCACAUCGGAUUGUCAUCUUCAGCUCCCUCCACCGAAGUGUACUACAGCCCCACCGGCGAGAUCGCGUUUGCCCCACCCUCUGUUGCGGAAAACGUGUUCAUUUUCGGAGACCCGAUGUUCCACAGUGAUUUCCACCUGGACGUCACGAACGAACUGUCUUAUUUCAAUUUCUGCUCGCCCUCACUCGAUCCGACUGUCACAGAGUCCGUCGGCCCCAGUGUGUCGAAUUCCGCGAGUCUCACUCCGACUCACCUUGGGGGCACGGACGAGGACGCCGAGCAUGACCUGGACCCAGCAUACGGAAGCCAAAAUGGAGGAGCUUGCGAUCCGAUGGAGUUUCGUUUCAAAACUGAAGACGCGUCGACUGCCACUUUGUUUUCUCAGCCACCUCCUUCGCCAGAGUUCCAUGACGACUGGAGUUCGUCUACCUCUAACUCCGACCGUUGCACUUCUGUCGGCCAUGAAAACGCCGAUUGUCAUCCCACUGUCGAAGUCUCCUCGGACACAUCCUGUUCAGACGGCCACGAUUCUGACUACAAAGACCCUGCGACUGGCACCCGAAAGCGCGCGAGAACUGCGAAUGCUGCCCAGCCCAAGAAAAAGGGCGGCAAAAGGUCCAACUUCAAAAAGUCGUCUGAGCGAUGGCCUUUCCACAAUCGGCCCGUACGGGUGCGUUGCCUCGUUCCCACAUGCGACGCCGAAUUGGGGUCGAUAAACAGUGUCAUCGAUCACUGCGAUGAGGAGCACCCCGUGAUUGAGAAGAAGCCCGAUGCCGUACGGUGCGCGUACUUUGAUUGCAAAGAGCGGGCCAAGAGUGUGGGAGAUAUGAGGAGGCAUUUCUUGAAAAUGACUCACGAGCCGCAUCAUUUCAAGUGCGAAGCAUGCCAGAGGAUGUUCACAAGGCGGGAUCCCUUGCUCAGGCAUAUGCGAAACUUGAAGGGCAGGUGCAGGAGUAGAAUGUUGAAAAACGACCCCGUUAGGAACCGAAAACUGAAGGCUUAAGUGACACAAUUAAUGAUAUAUGGCUACCUUCAUUUUUUAUAUGUAGAUAGAGUUCCAUUUAUUCGCCACAUUUGUUAGAAUUUUAG